Messenger RNA from Lachancea dasiensis, 1767 nucleotides. Lineage: Eukaryota; Fungi; Ascomycota; Saccharomycetes; Saccharomycetales; Saccharomycetaceae. The record is from the annotation of a GenBank genome assembly.
AUGUAUGGCCUUGUCACGGGAAUGCAGGGCCGUAAAUUGACGAGGCGCGCUGCCGCUGUGAUCCUGCUGCUGGUCGUCUUAUGUCUCUUCCACAAUAUGAGAUACUCGCUGCCUUCGAUCGGCGGGCCGAGCCUGACGCCGGACAUUGGAGCUCAAUUACUCGCCAACUACCUGCAGUAUGAGAACAGCGACAGCCGCGGGGUUUCGGCCGAGGUGUGUAGCGCUUACUUUGCGGCCCUCGAAAAAACCGAGCCGUUGUGGCGGAACGAUUACCGCGAAAAUCAGACUCCUGUGGGAGCUUCCCCGGAGGACUACGAGACUAAGAAUCUCAGAGGCAUUUUGGAGCGUUUACGCGUGUACGAAUCAUGUGUGGCGCAAAAAGCGCUUCCAUCCCGGGUCGUUGAGCUUGACGCUAGGAUGUUUCCCUUCAUUACGCGCAACGCAACUCCCAUCUUUGUCUCAAGUGACCUUCAAACAAGCUACGGCAACGGGAACGUCCCUAUUAUGGGCAAGCCAGGAUCCUUCAAGUUUGAAUACGAUCCACUUCGGUCCUGGAUCCACAAUUGGGAUAUAUUGUGCCAUAGAUCAUCCGCAACCAGUUCCCGCGGAAUCGUGAUGUCUUUCCCUGACUCCCAUGUCUCCAUGGCAGUGAGACUGUUGAAAGUUCUUGCCUACCAGAAAAACACGCUGCCUAUUCAGGUAGUCCAUAAGGGCGACUUAUCUCCCGAGUCACAGCAGCUCAUCUCUGACAGUCUCGCUCACAAUCAGCACUUAUGGUUUGUUGACGUUUCUCCCAUGCUAGAUCAACGUUUUACUUCGGACUUUUACAGCUAUCGAAACAAAUGGCUUGCCACAAUAUUCAAUACGUUUCAAGAGAUCAUCUUUAUAGAUGCAGACGCAGUAUCACCUUUACCUGUGAGCUCUUACUUCGAUUUGGAAGAGUAUGCGCAAUCAGGGGCCCUUUUUUUUAAAGAUCGUGCUUACUCUCACAAAUUUGACUUCGGGUACUGUGUUCCGGAAUUGACGUCGUUACAACCAACUCCGUUUGAAACGCACUAUUUUGGGCGCUCGAAGCCGAUAGAUUCUGAGCUCAAGUCCUUGACUAGCUCAACGGUUGAGGGCGACAUCAUCAAAAAUCUGUUUGUGGAGCAACAGCGCCAUCACAUGGAUAGUGGCUUAUUGGUCGUUGAUAAGACGAAACAUCUAAUCCCUUUGAUAGCAGGUGUUUUUUUGAAUCUCGCGCCCAUGCUCUCCAGAUGUACGCAUGGUGACAAAGAGUCAUUUUGGCUGGCAUUUCUUCUGACCAAUCACGACUAUCGUUUUCAUCCAACUGUUGCAAGCGCAAUAGGCCAAUUGAAUGAGGAAAAUGAAGUUUGUUCCGUACAGUUAGGACAUACGGAUAACGAUGGAUCUUUACUAUGGUUCAAUGGUGGCUACAAAGUUUGUAAGUUUGCCGAUGGGAUAGAUUACGAUUGGGAAGCUUUCAAGAAGCACGAACUUCAUUCCCGUUUUUCCUCGAUCGACGAGGCUAGAGAUCACUAUGGGUCGAUGAUGUCUUUCAAUGCGGCAGUUUUACCUGAUGUCGGCGUCUAUCCAUGGCGGGGGGGUUACGGUGACUUGUGUCUCGGCUAUACCUACUGCGCAAGGUCGACCAAUCAACCCGGUAGUAUCGUCAGUUUUGAUGCUGAUACCAUUGCAUAUCUGGAAAGGCUCGGAAAGGUUUGGAUGGAUGCUACCGAUGGAGAGGUUCUCUUUUUCAGCCCUUGA